Molecule: messenger RNA, 642 nt
Organism: Trichoderma citrinoviride
Lineage: Eukaryota; Fungi; Ascomycota; Sordariomycetes; Hypocreales; Hypocreaceae
Exons: 1
Coding region: 1-642 (213 amino acids)
Source: RefSeq, a predicted model, not a curated record
AUGCCCGUCACCGAGUUCGCCAUCAUCAAGCUCCGGCCCAACUACGACGCCCUCGAGUUCCUCGAGACGCUCAUGACCUGCCAGGAGAUCCAAGACAACUGGGCCCGCCGCAACCAGCCGUGCAACCUGGCCCCCGGCGCCAACCUCAGCAGCAUGUACACCGACGCCGCGGACCAGUCGACGCUGCUCAUCACCGCGCCCUGGGACUCGGUCGAGGCGCACGGCGAGUGGAUCCAGAGCCCCGAGAACCGGACGGCCAACGGCAGCCUGAGCGAGUUCGCCGCGCCGGGCUGCGACUCCGUGCUGCUGUUCCACAUGGAGCCCGCGGGCGCGCGGGCGCAGAUGCGGGAGGCGUUCCAGCACAAGGACAGCAGCGACGUCUUUGACGUGUGUCGCAUCACCGUCGCGGCCGAGCAGCGGGAGGCGCUGCAGAAGAGGUACCGGGCGCUGGAGGAUGAGCUGCGGGCCGAGGGGCUGGAGAAGAGCAUUUGGGCGGGCUGGAGGAUUGAGAAGCCGCCUGGCGAGGAGGACAAGGAGGAUCUCAUCGUCUUUUGGACGGGCGAUGUCCCGAGGAAACGACUGGAGGGCUUGGCGGAUCUGGCCCUCAAGAAGGAUCAUCGCCGCUUCAGACACGUCGUGUGA